Erythranthe guttata (spotted monkey flower) is the source of this 1134-nucleotide messenger RNA. NCBI's taxonomy places the organism in Eukaryota, Viridiplantae, Streptophyta, Magnoliopsida, Lamiales, Phrymaceae. The record is from RefSeq and is a predicted model, not a curated record.
AUGAGUACUAAUAUAAGUGCUCAUGAUUACAAUAAUAUCAGCAUUACAAUCCUUGACAGUGCAGUAGCUGAAGCAAAAGGAGCAGUUUGUUUAGAUGGAAGCCCACCAGCUUAUUAUCAUGCGAAAGGAUUUGGAGAUGGCGCCAAUAAUUGGUUUCUUUAUCUCGAGGGGGGUGGUUGGUGUAUCUCAGAUGAAGAUUGUGCCGUUAGAUUAACGGAUAGAAGUGGGAGCUCCAAAUAUAAACCCAAGUCCGUUUACUUUGGACAGAACAAAAGCCAAAACCAAACGGAGAAUCCAGAUUUCUAUAAUUGGAAUAGAGUCUAUGUUGGAUACUGUGAUUGCUCUUCGUAUAUGGGAGACGUUGAAUUAAAAACCAACGUUACUCGUAGGGGUGCGAGGGUUUUUAAUGCCAUCAUGGACGAUCUUUUAGCUAAAGGAAUGUCGAACGCCGAAAAUGCCAUACUUUCAGGUGGCUCAGCCGGUGGAUUGGGCGCCAUGUUGCAUUGCGACGGCUUCAGUGAACUUCUACCUAAUGCUAAGCGAGUGAAGUGCAUUUCCGAUUCCGGUUUUUUCAUCCAUGCGAAACAUCUUCCAGGAGCCGACAAAAGAGCUGAAUAUUAUGCCAAUGUAUCUGCAUAUCAUGGUAUACGCGUUGACUCUUUGCCUUCGUCAUGCACGUCAAGAAUGGACGAGACCUUGUGCCUUUUACCUGAGAAUAUUAUCAGAGAUAUCAAGACGCCCCUCUUUAUAGUCGAAACAGCUUUUGACCAAUAUCAGUUAGCGUUAAACUACUUCUCAAAUGAGUCCACUUGGUGGAAUUGCACUAAUAAUAUAGAAGUUUGCACGCCUUCUCAACUACAAACCAUAAAAGAUUACGGCGUAGCACUUCGACAAACAUUGCAAGAAAUAAGUGAUACUACAUCUGUUGGAAUAUUCGUUCACCCUUGCUUCCGUCACGGUCACUUCUACGAGAAAUCAGGCUGGGAAGGGUCAUUUAUAUUGGGAGACAAGACAAUUGCACAGGCGGUUGGUGAUUGGUUUUUCGAUCGAGCUUCUUUCCAAGUAAUAGACUACGAUAAUGAGCUGCCACGUUUCCGUAACUGCUCCAAGUUCAUUGCUUCUUCAUAUAUAUGA